AUCGUUUUUAGCACUCGAGCCGACACCCAUUUUAGUCCGUAAAGUUAGAUGUUUUCGAUGCUCCGUUCUUGCCAUCUCCGCUUCUCACUGCUCUCUCCGCUGCCCAACUUCUCACUCUCUCCCUCUUUCUCUCUCAAUUCCUAUCAUAAACCAGAGUGAUCAAUAGUUUCUUACGAAGAAGAAGAAUAGGGGACAAUGGAUCCGUGUCCUUUUGUGCGGCUUAUGAUCGAAUCGCUGGCUCUGAAGCUUCCAUCAGCGACCACCCACACCCGGCUCGGUGUUCACCCAUCAACCACUCCCUGCUUCUGCAAAAUCCGGAUAAGUUAUUUUCCUUCUCAGACUGCUCUGCUCCGUCUCUGUCCUUCAAACGGUGACACUGCGCCGGAAUCCACCACCUCUGCCGCUGGCUUCCACCUGGACAGCGACUCACUCCGUCGUUUUUCUGGUAAGCCCGUCAGCCUUCGUGUCUCCGUCUACGCCGGCCGGAUGGGUCACACCUGCGGCGUGAGCGGCUCCAGGUUACUUGGCCGUGUUUUUGUGAGCAUUGACCUAUCCGAUGCUCUGUCUCGCCCUCACACCUUCCACAAUGGUUGGCUCCAGCUCGGGAAGAACGAACCACUCAAGCCAUCGGCCCAGCUCCACCUCGUAGUCCGGUCCGAACCCGACCCCCGCUUCGUCUUCCAGUUUGGCGGCGAACCGGAGUGCAGCCCCGUGGUUUUCCAGAUUCAGGGGAAUAUCAGACAACCCGUUCUGAGCUGCAAGUUCAGUGCGGAUCGAAAUUCCAGAUCACGGUCUCUUCCAUCGGAUUUUACCAACCACGCAAGCAAAUGGAGGAGGACAUUUACCGGUGAUAAAGAUCGGCAAGGGAGAGAGAGGAAAGGUUGGAUGGUAAUAAUACACGAUCUCUCGGGCUCCCCGGUGGCGGCAGCCUCCAUGAUCACUCCCUUCGUCCCUUCACCUGGUUCGGACCGUGUUUCCCGGUCGAACCCCGGCGCCUGGCUCAUUCUCCGGCCCAACGGCGCCUCCGUGAGCAGCUGGAAACCGUGGGGCCGCCUGGAAGCGUGGCGGGAAAGAGGUCCCACAGAUGGGUUAGGGUACAAGUUCGAGCUGGUGACCGAGAAUGGACCUGCGAGUGGGAUCCCCCUGGCUGAAGCUACGAUGAACGUGAAAAGAGGAGGUCAAUUCUGCAUUGAUUACAGAGCGAUGAAGGAUUCUGGGUUGGGUUCGAGGUUGGCCGGAAAAGGGUUCGUGAUGGGUUCGACGGUGGCGGGUGAAGGCAAAGUGAGCAAACCGGUUGUACAGGUGGGAGCACAGCACGUGACGUGCAUGCCUGAUGCUGCUCUCUUCAUCGCCCUCUCUGCCGCCAUUGAUCUCAGCAUGGAUGCUUGCAGGCUCUUCUCCCAUAAACUUCGGAAGGAGCUUUGCCAUGUUGAUCAUGAUUCGUUUCCAUAACCUCAUCUCUAUGCUAAUCAACGUACAACCCAGUUUUUCCUUCUCAUCAUCAUUCUUUCAAACGAUGAUUUUGUCUCUGGUAUUUAUAUAUCUUGAACAUUCUUGAUUCAUUCUUUCUUUCUUUUUGGUCUCUGUCUUUCAUUUUUGCCUUCAUGUGAUCCGGGGAAUGCGGCUUCCCUGGCUAAUGAAGGUUGGUUUCUAGGAUUAGCUUUCUGCGAAUCUGCUGCUUCCAACUUCCAAGAGUCACAAAGUGUUGCUGGUUUUGAUUUUGUAAUGGUGUGUGCCGUAAAGCUUAUCUUCUGGUGGGGGGUUUUCUCAGCAGCGACUCACAGAGUAGGAGGGUGAUGUCGCAGCAUUGUUCCAUACUCGGAUGUAUAAAUCUAAACUCGAGAUUUGAACUGUACAGACAGAUUGAAUGCAAAUGUUUAUUUAUAUGUAUUUAUUUAUGGCUGGAUAUU
This is a messenger RNA of Neltuma alba, 1910 nucleotides long. RefSeq lists its product as uncharacterized. NCBI's taxonomy places the organism in Eukaryota, Viridiplantae, Streptophyta, Magnoliopsida, Fabales, Fabaceae. The record is from RefSeq and is a predicted model, not a curated record.